CCAACAUAGUGCUCCACCGAUUACAGUCUGCCCAAGACGGACCUCACCACUUACUUUUACGCCCUUUUCCGCCAUCCGCUAUUGAAGUGCAGUCCUCCAUUUUCUCGAUAGCACUGCCCGAUUUGUCGCCGUCGUCAUUCCCUCAGCACCCUCGUGAUGUCACAGAAUAAACCUGGGGUGUUUUCAAGCUUGCGCAUGGGUGCAGAAGUUGUUCGUGAGAAGGUCCAAGAUGGGCUAACCGGGGAGACCAAAGAGAUUUCUUAUACACAGUGCAAGAUCGUCGGCAAUGGGUCGUUUGGUGUUGUUUUCCAAACAAGAAUGAUGCCCAGCGGCGAGGAUGCUGCCAUCAAACGAGUCCUCCAAGACAAGCGCUUCAAAAACCGUGAGUUGCAGAUCAUGCGAAUCGUCCGCCAUCCCAAUAUUGUAGAACUCAAAGCCUUCUACUACUCGAAUGGCGAAAGGAAAGAUGAAGUGUACCUGAAUCUCGUUCUCGAAUAUGUACCGGAGACGGUGUACCGGGCAUCCCGGUAUUUCAACAAGUUGAAAACUACUAUGCCAAUGCUGGAGGUCAAGCUUUACAUCUAUCAACUUUUCCGCUCCCUGGCCUACAUUCACUCUCAAGGUAUCUGCCAUCGAGAUAUCAAGCCCCAAAACCUUUUGCUUGACCCUACCACCGGCAUCUUGAAACUCUGCGACUUCGGUUCGGCCAAGAUACUAGUCGAGAACGAGCCCAAUGUUUCCUACAUCUGCUCCCGCUACUACCGUGCACCAGAGUUGAUCUUUGGCGCGACCAACUACACAACUAAAAUUGAUGUCUGGUCCACCGGUUGUGUAAUGGCCGAGCUGAUGCUCGGGCAACCGCUCUUCCCUGGUGAAUCGGGAAUUGACCAGCUUGUGGAAAUCAUUAAGGUUCUAGGUACUCCUACUCGGGAGCAGAUUCGUACCAUGAAUCCCAAUUACAUGGAACACAAAUUCCCUCAGAUUAAGCCACACCCCUUCAAUAAGGUUUUCCGGAAAGCACCCCCUGAGGCUAUCGAUCUUAUCUCGGCCCUCCUGGAAUACACGCCAACACAACGUCUAUCGGCUAUUGAGGCGAUGUGCCACCCCUUCUUCGAUGAACUGCGGGAUCCUAACACACGACUGCCCGAUUCACGGCACCCUAAUGGCGCGCCAAGAGAACUCCCUAAUCUUUUUGAUUUCUCGCGACAUGAACUCUCUAUUGCACCCGCCAUGAACAGCCGGUUGAUUCCUCCCCACGCACGUCCCGCACUCGAGGCUCGCGGUCUCAAUAUCGAAAACUUCACACCUCUUACGAAGGACGAAAUGAUAGCACGCCUUGACUGAGUCAAAGUGUGACACGCUUACGAAGUACACGCCUGUCUGUAGUGCUGUAUCUGCACGUGUGCGCUAGAAUUUGAUGUCAUGCCGUGUGAGCCGCCCCUUCAUCUCCGGGGCGGUUUUGGAAGUGGGAAAGGUUUCGCCAAAUCUGUAGACCUUAUCCAUUGGCGAGGCGUCUAGGAGCUGGUUUCUCUGUGAGAGGCGAUCAGGGGAGAAAAAAAAAACGAAGAAAAAAAAGUGCCAUCCAUGUCAUGAUCGGAGAGAUGAAAAAAAUUUUUUUUUU
Messenger RNA from Aspergillus wentii DTO 134E9, 1621 nucleotides. RefSeq names its product GSK family serine/threonine-protein kinase. The record is from RefSeq and is a predicted model, not a curated record. Bases 157 to 1344 code for a protein of 395 amino acids. Gene Ontology annotation, cellular component: cytoplasm. NCBI's taxonomy places the organism in Eukaryota, Fungi, Ascomycota, Eurotiomycetes, Eurotiales, Aspergillaceae. The transcript has 7 exons. Gene Ontology annotation, molecular function: protein serine/threonine kinase activity; protein serine/threonine/tyrosine kinase activity; ATP binding. Gene Ontology annotation, biological process: protein phosphorylation; signal transduction.